This is a messenger RNA of Echinops telfairi (small Madagascar hedgehog), 588 nucleotides long. RefSeq names its product interferon-induced transmembrane protein 3-like. Gene Ontology annotation, biological process: negative regulation of viral genome replication; response to interferon-beta; type I interferon-mediated signaling pathway. The record is from RefSeq and is a predicted model, not a curated record. Bases 1 to 588 code for a protein of 195 amino acids. The transcript is spliced from 2 exons. Gene Ontology annotation, cellular component: plasma membrane. Lineage: Eukaryota; Metazoa; Chordata; Mammalia; Afrosoricida; Tenrecidae.
AUGCUAGAGAUUCUUAAUAUCACCAGCUCGAAUCAGACCAGGGGCUGGUUGGACCGGAUCAUCAGUUUUUUAUAUGUAAGUUUAGGUCCUUCUCGGCGACAAGAACCACGCGCCCCACCCCUUCCGCGGGCCUCCGGGCCGCCCCCGACCUACCAGGUGUUCAAGGAGGAGCACGAGGUGGACGUGCUGGGGGCGCCCCCCACCCCCGGCCCGGCGCCCACCGUGAUCAGCAUCCGCAGCGAGGUCUCCGUGCCUGACCACGUGGUCUGGUCCCUCUUCAACACGGUGUACCUGAACAUCUUCUGCCAGGGCUUUGUGGCGUUCGCCUACUCGGUGAAGUCCAGGGACUGGAAGAUGGCAGGCGACGUGAUUGGGGCCCAGAGCUACGCAUCCACCGCCAAGUGCCUGAAUCUCUGUGCCCUGGUCUUCUGCCUCCUCAUCUUCGUGGGAAUAAUCAUUGCCACGGUCAUCACAGUCAGCAGGUCCGGGGUUGCCAUACCCUCCUCUGGGCUACUGAGACCCUUCCCUGUGGCCAGGCUUUUGGUUUGGGGUCCCCAGCCACCCCCACAUCUGGCCCAUUCUCAGUGA